AUGGAUCCCGCGGCGCCGGGGAGGUUCGACAAGCUCCAGAGCUCGUUCAAGCUCACCGUCCAGUGCCUCCUCACAGCCUGCUCCCGCGAGGUUGUCAAUGAGGCUUUCUCGUCGUUCACCGAUGCCGAGGAGCGUCUGCACCGAAUGCUCACCCUCGUGAUGAAGAAUAUGCAUGCCAACAUAAUGGAUGAGUUUAACGACUUCUGCCGAGAAACACAGGUGGCUGCCGCCCUUGACAAGAUAGAUGACUUUGUUGAAUUGCAAAAUCUGGAUGCAUUAUCUUCAGAGAAGACUACUGUCGAAGAAAUCGAAGAAAAGGUCUCAAGAGCAAAGAAGGAUGAAAUUGAACAUUUGACGGGUUUACUGAAAAAGGUUGAAGAAAGUAACAAUGUCAUGAAAGCUCGAAUUGAACUCCUGAAGUUAGGGGAGGAUUCAACUGCUGCAAGAGAUGUCCUCAAUAAGGUGACGCAGUGGAACUGCAGAAAAAGAAAUAAGAAGAAAUGGGCGAGUGCACUGUGUCCCGACAAGUCAGUGUCAGCCGCACAGUUUCCACACGACCAGACCAGAGGCCAUGAGCACCACUCUUGCCUUAGCCACAGGCAGCACAGCAUCUCCAUCGAUCCAAAUGGCAGCCAGCAGCCAUCCCCUUCCGGCUCCACCUCGGCAGCUCCACACCUCCACCUGCCGCCAUCCUCGCAGCUCCUCACCAUGGCUGCCACGCUCUCCUCCGUGGCUGCCCCUUCCCUCCCCAAGCACGGCUCCGUUAUCAGAGCUCAGCAGCAGGCGCCUCCUUCCAUCAUCUCGGCAUCAACUAAGACUGCCUUCCAUGGGGUGUCGCUGGUGGACAGGAGGUGGGCGGCCGGCUACCGGAGAGGCGGCGGCGGGCGGCGGAGGCUGCUGCAGGUGAACGCAAGGACCGCCGCCAAGAACAUCGAGGUGGAGGUCGACAAGCCGCUUGGGUUAGCCUUGGGCCAGAAGCCCGGCGGUGGCGUCGUCAUCACUUCUGUGGAGUCUGGAGGGAAUGCAGCAAGAGCUGGUCUGAAAGCUGGCGACCAGGUCUUGUACACAAGUAGCUUCUUCGGAGAUGAGCUGUGGCCUGCAGAUAAGCUUGGGUUCACCAAGACAGCCAUCCAAGCAAAGCCAGACUCCGUCUACUUUGUUGUGAGCAGGGGUGCCGAAGUUGAUGUGAAGCGCCUACCUAAGAGGCCGGCACCGCCUCGGUUUGGACGGAAGUUGACUGAUGCACAAAAGGAGAGAGCAACACACAUCUGCCUUGAUUGUGGAUUCAUAUACUUCCUACCCAAGCCUUUUGAAGAACAGCCUGAUGAAUAUGGUUGCCCACAAUGCAAUGCGCCAAAGAAGCGUUUUGCAAGGUACGAUGCUGCCACUGGGAAGGCCAUCGGCGGUGCGCUGCCGCCUAUUGCGGUGAUCAUAAGUUUUGUAAUCGGCAUCGCCGGAGUAGGGGCUCUGCUUGUUGUCAUCUUUCUCUGGGAUCAGCUCAUCUACCAGAUCAAAGUUGGGCUCCUGCCCUACCCACACUCCAGACAGACAGACAUCAGCAUUACACAUACAAAAGCAGAAGCAGAUACAUAUCUCAGUAGAACUGUAGAGGUGAUCAUGAGCUACUGGGGAAGCCCAGGCGGACCGCCAUCGUGGGCGGCGAGCCGGGGGCCAUCGCUGGUGGUGCCGCUCAUCGUCGUGGUGGCACUAGGAUGGGUCAUCUGCCAAGAGACCCUGAUGGGGUGGUACGAGACGGUGACGGAGUUGCAGGAGACGGUGACGGACAACGCCGUGCUCCUGGUCCUCGCCCUCGGCGCCGCAGCGCUACUGCUCACCUUGGCCGUGGCCGGCAACCGGAGCGAGGUGGUGCUGGUGCCGGUGGUGCUGGUGCCGGUCAUGUUCCUCAUCCAGAACAUCGUGCUCACCGCUCUCCUGCUGCUGGUGGUGGUCUACUUCGCCGGCAUAUACUACUACCGGCCGGACAGAGGGUACGGCUACGGGUACGGGUACGGGUACGGCAGUGGUUUCGGCGGCGACUGGAGCGGCGGAGGGAGCACCGGGCUGGGGUUCUACAUGCUGCUGCUGCUGUGCCUGGUGCUGUGCGCCAUGUUCUCCGACGGCGGCAGCGGCUGGUGGAUCCCAGGUGUGCUGCUGGUUGCGUGCGUGCUCUGCCUCAAUCUCUUCUUCUCCGGCGGCAAAGUCUGGGGAUAUGGAUACCCCUGA
This is a messenger RNA of Miscanthus lutarioriparius, 2223 nucleotides long. NCBI's taxonomy places the organism in Eukaryota, Viridiplantae, Streptophyta, Magnoliopsida, Poales, Poaceae. The record is from the annotation of a GenBank genome assembly.